Messenger RNA from Pocillopora meandrina, 354 nucleotides. The record is from the annotation of a GenBank genome assembly. NCBI's taxonomy places the organism in Eukaryota, Metazoa, Cnidaria, Anthozoa, Scleractinia, Pocilloporidae.
AUGCAAGGAAGAAUGAAGGAGAACGACAGGGAUGUACGACACGCACGCACUCAGAAUUCCGCGGUUUCAGACCAUGCCAAGGGAACCGGACACAAGCCGCUGUGGAACGAAACCAAGCUUAUUGCCCGAGAAAGCCACUGGUCCACAAGGAAAGUGAAGGAGGCAAUUCACAUAAGACUCAACCCAAAUAACAUAAACAGGGAUAGCGGAGCCGAAAUGCUGGAAGCAUGGAUGCCUUCAAUAAGGAAACAUCUAAACCAACGAGGCACGAAAACCAGCGAACGCCUGAGGAAGCCAUGGUACAUGGAAACAAUAGCCGGAUCGAAGUGCAGCAAUCACAACAGACCACUAUGA